AUCUGAGAGACAUUAUUUAAAAAAAAAUGAGAAAUCAGAUGGCAAAGUCGUAAAUAAACACCAAAUCCAAGGCUAAUAAUCAAUUACCCCUCCCUCCAGAGAAGCGUAUAGCAACCCCCAAAUGGUUGCAACCAAAAAAAAUUGCAAAUUACAAAUUGCAGAGAGAUCUGAGCAAAAAGCUUUAAUGGCGAAGUAAGUACGCACCUAGCCGCUAGAUCGAACUUUCCUCGGACGAUUAUUGUCAACCGUUGGCAUUAUUUCUCUUCCUCAUAUUCCUUCCUCCGUGUUUUUGGAUCGGGUGUGGGAGAGAGCAUCAAAGCGCCUCCGUGUUUCGUCUUCUUCGAGCCUCCCUCCUCAGGUUGAAGAAGAUAAAAGGGAGGGUUUUGUUUUUAGUCCUCCUCUCUUAAAGGUCAUAUCUUUAUAGAGAGAGCAAAGUCUCUAGUAAUGGAAGGAACUAAAGCUUGAAGAAGAGACAGAACCUGACUUCUUUAGAUAAGAGAACCUGAGCCCCCUAUGGAGGAUUACUCAAAGUACACACACAGUCCUGCUCAUCUAGCCGUCGUGCUUCACGACCACGCGGCUCUUAGACGAAUCGUCAUGGACCUCCCCAGCUUAGCCAAGGCCGGCGAGGUUACCAACGAGGCUGAGUCUUUAGAAGCCGAGUCACGCGCCGAUGCCGUCACUGCCGUCAUCGACCGGCGCGAUGUCCCCGGCCGCGAAACCCCUCUCCACCUCGCUGUACGUAUGCGAGAUCCCGUCUCCGCUGAGAUUUUAAUGUCUGCUGGUGCGGAUUGGAGCCUGCAGAACGAGAACGGCUGGAGUGCUUUGCAGGAAGCUGUUUGCACUAGAGAGGAGGCCAUCGCUAUGAUCAUCGCGAGGCACUACCAGCCUCUCGCUUGGGCUAAAUGGUGCCGUAGGCUUCCGAGGAUAACGGCUUCGGCGUCUCGUAUCCGUGACUUUUACAUGGAGAUAACGUUUCAUUUCGAGAGCUCGGUGAUUCCUUUUAUUAGCCGUAUUGCUCCCUCGGAUACGUAUAGGAUAUGGAAGCGCGGUUCGAACCUCCGUGCUGAUAUGACACUUGCUGGUUUUGAUGGGUUCCGCAUCCAACGGUCGGAUCAGACGUUUCUUUUUCUUGGGGAGGGUUAUGCGUCGGAUGAUGGGAAAGUGUUGUUGCCUCCUGGCUCCUUGAUUGUUCUUUCUCAUAAGGAGAAAGAGGUGACGAACGCUUUGGAGGGGGCGGGGACUCAGCCGACGGAAGCGGAGGUUGCUCAUGAAGUGGCGCACAUGUCUCAGACCAACAUGUAUAGGCCUGGCAUUGAUGUUACUCAGGCUGAUUUGGUUCCUCAGUCGAACUGGAGACGGCAAGAGAGGACGGAGACGGUUGGGAGCUGGAAAGCUAAAGUGUAUGACAUGAUGCAUGUGAUGGUGAGCGUGAAAUCAAGAAGAGUUCCGGGAGCGAUGACUGAUGAGGAGCUCUUCGCUGUUGAUGAGGACAGAACGGCGAAUGGUGCUGAGAACGAUGGGUUUGAGGAUGUGUUGACCGCUGAGGAAAGAAAGCAGCUGGAUUCCGCGUUGCGGAUGGGGAACUCCGAAGCUGCUGAGGAUGAAGAGAAUGACGUGGACGAUCAUGGUUCGGGAGGAGAAGCCAACGGUGCUCCUCUCAAGGAGAAGAAAGGAUGGUUUGGUUGGAACAAGAAAGGCGCGAAGCCUGGUCAUGAUGGUGGUGGUGCUGAAGAAACAACAGCAAAGGUUAAGAAAGGCUCCAAGUUGGCACCAGAAGAGAAAGAGAAAGAGAAAGGGAAAAGCCAAAGAUCGUCGACGCUAUCUGAUAAUAAUUCUAAGGAGGAUGCUGGAGAUGGCAAGAAGGGAAAAGACAAAGGCGGUGCCAAGAAGAAGAAGAAUGAAAGCGAGUACAAGAAAGGGUUAAGACCUGUACUGUGGUUAACACCUGACUUCCCUCUUAAGACAGAAGAGCUUCUUCCGCUGCUCGAUAUAUUAGCCAAUAAGGUCAAAGCCGUGAGGAGGCUCAGAGAGCUCCUUACCACAAAACUUCCCACAGGAACAUUCCCUGUCAAGAUUGCGAUCCCCAUUAUACCAACCGUCCGUGUACUCAUCACUUUUACUAAAUUUGAAGAGCUCCAACCAUCUGAGGAAUUCUCAACGCCUCCUACGAGCCCUGUUUUUCAUGACGCAAAGUCAUCAGAUAGUUCAUCUUCAGCGUCAUGGGUGUCGUGGAUGAAAGGUACUCGCGGUGGUGGCCAAUCAAGUGACGGAGACAGUAACCGGUACAAGGAUAGUGAAGUUGACCCUUUCAUGAUACCAUCAGAUUACAAAUGGGUCGACUCAGCUGAGAAGAAACGCAGAAUGAAAGCCAAGAAAGCUAGAAUCAGGAAGAACAGGAAACAGGGUGCUUCGAAACCUAGUUCCUCGAGUUCCCGUUCCAAUCAAGAACCGGAAUAAAAUAAUUGCCACCUUGAAGAACAGGGUAUCCCUUAGACGAGAGAAGGUUUGGUUGUGUUAUUGUUUGUAGUAAGCCAUGUUAUUUGUGAGAUUCUUAAGGAACACACGUUUGCUAUAUAAGAAACAGCCAUUUUGCUCUGUUCAGUUAGUCAGUGAAGUUGGUUCGUGAUU
This is a messenger RNA of Brassica rapa (field mustard), 2631 nucleotides long. RefSeq lists its product as uncharacterized. Gene Ontology annotation, cellular component: cytoplasm. The record is from RefSeq and is a predicted model, not a curated record. Lineage: Eukaryota; Viridiplantae; Streptophyta; Magnoliopsida; Brassicales; Brassicaceae. Gene Ontology annotation, molecular function: protein binding.